CCCUCUUUCUGAUGUAUUUCCUGAGACUUUCUCUCUACACAUAUAUGCAAUUCAUCCUUAACACCAGUUGACUCUCUCUUCUCCUCAUCUAGAACUGGCAACUUCUUUGACGAGUAUUUGAACUGGCAACUUCUUUGACGAGUAUUACCCAACCCGCAGCCAUUCAAGACGCUUCCCGCGGUUUCAACCCCCCUCUCUCUCUAGAAAUUAAACCAGUCCUCUCCUCUAAAAGCCAAUCUUAUUUCAUCUUCUCCCAAAUCCACCUCUAGCCCUGAUUACUCCAUUACAAGUUGCAUCAAAAUAGUAUUAAGCAGUACUCAAAAUGAAUGACCUCCUCGCCAACUCUUUCUCUCCCUCUCCCCAACGUCCUUCCGGUGAAGUUGAGUUGUCGGAUUCAUCGGCCACCGGAGCCGGGGUCAACCUGGAUGAGUUCUUCAAAGAUGUGGAAGCCAUUAAACAUGAGCUCAGAGACGUGGAAACCCUCUACAAGAACCUUCAAACAGCUCAUGAACAAAGCAAGACCCUCCACAACGCCAAGUCCGUCAAGGACCUCCGAUCACGCAUGGACAACGACGUUACUUCCUCGCUCAAGAAGGCCAAGCUCAUUAAAACCCGUCUCGAGUCCCUUGACCGCUCCAACGCCGAUAGCCGCCGCCUCCCCGGCUGUGGACCCGGAAGCUCCUCCGACCGGACCAGGACGUCCGUCGUCAACGGCCUCCGCAAGAAACUGCAGGACUCCAUGAAUUCUUUCAACAGCCUCCGCCAACAGAUUGCUACCGAGUAUCGAGAUACCGUUCAACGCCGCUAUUAUACGGUCACCGGAAAGAACGCGGAGGAGGCGGUGAUAGACCGGCUGAUAUCGACGGGAGAGAGCGAGACGUUCUUGGCAACAGCAAUUCAGGAGCAAGGGAGGGGAAAAGUGAUUGAGACAGUGAUGGAGAUUCAGGAGAGGCACGAGGCGGUGAAGGAGAUUGAGAGGAACCUGAAAGAGCUGAACCAAGUGUUCAUGGACAUGGCUGUGCUGGUGCAAGCCCAGGGAGAGGAGCUGGACGACAUUGAGAGCCAGGUGGCCAGGGCCAACUCCUACGUCAGAGGUGGAACCCAGCAGCUCCACAAGGCCAAGAGGUUACAGAUCAAUAGCAGAAAGUGGAGCUGUUAUGGGAUCAUAUUGUUGCUUAUUAUCAUCUUGUUUAUUGUUCUGUUUGUUGUGAAGCCAUGGAAUUAAGUACUGUAGAAUAUAUGAGCCUGAACAACAGCAACAGUACUACUAUUAGGUUGGAUUGUUUUGAUGUGUGUCAUCGUACGCGUUGCAUAUGUGAUGUUAUCAUGCAAUUGCAUCCGAGGUACUGUAUAUAGUUUAUAUAUAGUACGUAUAUAUAUUGUCGAAGUUUAAACUGGAUCGAUGAACAGUAUUGGUAUUCUAAUUGAAAUUCGAUUUGAAUUUUAAAA
This is a messenger RNA of Cornus florida, 1449 nucleotides long. Its product is annotated as syntaxin-121. Gene Ontology annotation, cellular component: plasma membrane; SNARE complex; endomembrane system. The coding region runs from base 323 to 1225 and encodes 300 amino acids. The transcript is spliced from 2 exons. Gene Ontology annotation, molecular function: SNARE binding; SNAP receptor activity. Gene Ontology annotation, biological process: vesicle fusion; exocytosis; intracellular protein transport. The record is from RefSeq and is a predicted model, not a curated record. Lineage: Eukaryota; Viridiplantae; Streptophyta; Magnoliopsida; Cornales; Cornaceae.